Ostrea edulis (European flat oyster) is the source of this 6673-nucleotide messenger RNA. RefSeq names its product serine/threonine-protein phosphatase 6 regulatory ankyrin repeat subunit C-like. The record is from RefSeq and is a predicted model, not a curated record. NCBI's taxonomy places the organism in Eukaryota, Metazoa, Mollusca, Bivalvia, Ostreida, Ostreidae. Bases 215 to 1225 code for a protein of 336 amino acids. The transcript is spliced from 5 exons. Gene Ontology annotation, biological process: intracellular signal transduction; regulation of barbed-end actin filament capping. Gene Ontology annotation, cellular component: nucleus; cytoplasm. Gene Ontology annotation, molecular function: protein binding.
UUUUUCGGUUUUCUGACUUACAUCCGGGGAAUGCACAGACAAGUGAGAAGAGAUUUUAGCAUAUUAAUUAUCCUCUGCCUUUUUUGUUUAUUUUGCGUGUUUGGAUUAGUUCUCACAAAUCUUAACACUGGCAAAUCAACGAUCUUCAGACGAGUAUGUGAAAAAUCCACGCAGAGGAUACAGGAAGUUGAACCCAUUUUUAUGUGUUGGAAAAAUGGGCAACUCCAAGUCCUCGAAGUCAACUAGGUAUUUUGACGAUGACAUGCCAACACUCAAGUCACUGGAAAUGCCCCAGAAGGAACGUGACCUUCACCUUGCUGUCAUGGCUAAUGACAGGGAAGGGGUCAAGUUGUGCAUCAGUCAUGGAGCUGACAUCAAUUAUCCAUGGAGUAAUCCCUUGAUACCAAGCAUCAAGGACAGCACCACCCCACUGCUGGCAGCCGUGUCUCUAAAUCAUGUGGAGAUUACAGAGAUUCUGAUAAAGGCUGGAGCUGACAUUAAUCUGACUGACAGAAACAGUUGCUCCCCUUUGUACAAAGCUGCAUUUCAUGGUCGGCCUGUCCUCAUAGAAAUGCUGCUUGAAGCAGGAGCAAACAUCAAUCAGGCUGAUAAGGAGGGACAGACUCCAUUGUAUAUCUGUGUUCAGAAUGCCUUUGUACACUCAAGUUACACAGCAGUGGAAUGUUUGCUGUCUGCUGGGGCCUCUAUAAAUAGGUGUGACAACUCCGGACGAUACCCAAUACAUGUAGCGGCUCACUGGAAGCUAAAAGACAUGAUCCGGAUUUUACUGAACGUGAACAGUGAUGUGAACAAGUUAGACAAUCACGGCCGAACACCACUAUACGUGUGUGUCAGUUCUCUCAGUACUGGUCUGUAUAAAGAAGACCUGAAAUACCAGGUGCCCUGUAUUAAGGUUCUGUAUGCAGCCGGCUGUGAUAUGUUGAAUCUCGUGGACUGGCUCAAAUGGAAGGGUCCAGGAAUUCCCCUGGAGCUAAUGAGAGAUGACCCCAAUUUCUUGAUGUGGUAUAAAAAGAACAUGAACUCCCCCCAUUCGCUGAUGAACUUGUGUCGUAAAGUGAUUCAACAGAGACUUAGCAGAAAGAGGAAGUUGUUCGAGCAGACGCGUCGACUUCCUGUUCCACCCAAAAUGAAGGUUUAUCUUUCUCGGAUCAUGUUCUAUCUGCCAGCUUAUGAUCCGGAGUCGGAUCCAGAAUCACUGGAUUAGGCUAUGUUACAUGUUCUGGAGACACUACACCUCCUGCAUCCGAGCUGAGAAUCCAGUUGAUACCAGCUUAUAAUGCUGUCUGUGUAGAGUUUUGACAAUUUUAUAAAACAGAUUUAAGGGCUAUUAUGGUAUAUUGCCAAGUGGUGUUAUACAGUGAAAUUCUAUACUGCGAUCAGCAACAGCAAAAUUCUGUACUGCGAUCAGCAACAGCAAAUUUCUGUACUGCGAUCAGCAACAGCAAAUUUCUGUACUGCGAUCGUCAUCAACCAGUAAAGCUUUAUAAUUUUCUGUGGCUUAGAAUUUAAAAUCUAUAGUAUCUUUUUCUUCUCCAUUGUAAAGAAGUCAUAUAAAAUGUAGUUUAUAUGAUCACUCAAUUCUAUACAUUUAUCAAGUACAUAAAAACGAAUGGGGAAAAGAACAUUUAUGUAAUUUUGUUUCUUCGGAUUAAAUAUUUUUAAAAAUCUGUUCAUGAUGGAGGAACAAUCUUAUAAUGAAUUCUCCUUGAUUAGAUUUUUUAACUUUCAAAAAUAAUUUUUUUUAUUGACCACUUAAGCACACACUCACAUAGUUUGCCCUCACUUCUCUCUCGCACACUCACAAUCAUACAGCUCAAUUCUAAGUUGCUAUACUUCCAUGAUAUAGUACAAACGUACAUAGUUGAAUUGGACAGAGGAGAAUCGUGUUGUUCGGGAGGAAUAACACACCAGAGAAAUCUGAUACGGAGGGAAAAUGGAGGAUAAGUACUACAAAAUUUUGAAAUUAAAAACUUUUAAAGUUACCUGAUUUAGAUUAAAAAAAACAAAACAAAAAAAACAUGCCGUUUUAGUAGAAAGUAAUCUGAAGAAAAAAAAUCAAAACUACAUCUAGGUGUGAACGCAUGUACUACAGAUCAACAGUCGACACAUUUACUGAGUGCCCAGCAGUCGACACAUUUACUGAGUGCCCAGCAGUCGACACAUUUGCUGAGUGCAGGAAUAAACAUGUACUGCUGAUAUUUAUAUUUGCAUUCAAAGUUUUAAAAGGAAGUCGGACGUUAAGAUGUAUUAUUCCUCCUAAACAGUAACUCCUGACGCUAAGUGACUUUCCUCAAAUAUUGUAUUUUAAAAAAGGUCAGGAAAGGGACUUGUCCUAUAUAUGCUGCAAGGCCUGCCAAAGUUAAUUAUCUGGUCUCUGUUAUAUCUGGUUGAUUAAUGAAUGUUGAUUGUUACAUUUGUACAAAUGUAGUGUUUUCAUGACUGUUUUGAAAUACCACUAUAUCAUAUUGAAUGUAUUCAAACAUACGGUAAGCUAAGUAAGUAUAUAUCUGUCUGUGUUCCUGUACACUCUGUCCGUGUUCUGAAAUUUUGUGCACAUCUGUCCGUGCUCAGAAAUUUUGUACACAUCUGUCCGUGCUCAGAAAUUUUGUACACAUCUGUUCAUGUUCAGGAAUUUUGCACACAUCUGUCUGUGUUCAGAAGUGAAGUCAUAGAUCUGCAGUAGUUUUGUGUUUGUUUACUUUCCAUUAAAAUUUGUGACUACUUUAAAUUAUUUGAUUUGUAAAAUUGAAGAGGCCAUUUUGGUGUUUCUAUUAACAAUCUGCAUUCUAAGUAAAAAUUUCCUUUACUGAUAUUGACAUUCCCAAAGUUCAUAUCUUAAUUGAAAUGCUACAGAUUUUGUGAUAACCUUUCUUGUCAAAAUUUUUUCGGAAGUGCUCCUGUAGAAAGGAAUUAGUAUCCAUAUGAGAUUUGUGUGUCUCUCUUUGAACAUAGAGAUGUUCUACCAUCACCAAGAGAGAGACAGUCUACCUUAAUAUUCUACCAUAACUAAUAAGAGAUGUUCUAGGUUAAAACAAAAGUUAAAUUGCUAAACCUUAAAGUAUUGGUAAGUUGUAUUCAAAACAGAUUUUAGUAACAUGUCUCAGUUUUAAGAUUUGUUAUGAUAUUUUAGUUUUAUACAACUUGAAUGCUAACCUGAUAUGUUUCAGUUUUAUUCUUGGGUAGUUAUGUUUUUUACAUUCCAUAAUCUAUCUAUUCAUUUCUGAAUUGUUUUAAAUUGUGUGGAUUGUAUUUUGUCCCCAUCUUCAACUAUACAGUUUGUGAAAGAUUUUGUUUUCCAGUAAAGAGCUGCAUAAAAAAUAUCAACUUUGAUUUUAACAUUGUCAAUUGAUACUGAUACCUACUGCAGUGAACCUUUUUUUUUUUUUUUUUUGUCUCCAUGCAAAUUAUAUACAUGAUCAAUGGAAAAUCCGUUGUUCUCGACCCUGAAAUUUUAUGAGACUGCAAUUCAUUUUCAAGUAUGAGCCCACAACACAGAUUAGGCAGGAUAAACAAACUUUGCUUUGGUUAGAUUUUUAGAGGGUAAAGUUUUGAAAAAUGUUUAAAAACAGCUGGACUGUUGGUAAAACAUUUUUCAGACCAUGGGUUUACGGGUUUAAGGGCUGGUCCUGAUACCCGUCGGACAGAAUGAUAUAGGUAUAUGACUUGCACAGACAUGCUUUAUAGGCUGGGCUUAUAAAGUAUAGAGGUGUCAUUACAGGGGGGGGGGGGGGGGGUAAAGCAGGGAGCAGUAAUUGCUGAGGUUGUAAACUAGGGAGCAGUCAUUGUUGGUAUAUUGUUCCUGAGGUAGAUACCCAUAAUGCUAACAUAGAAAUAUAUAUUUCCUUUUCCAGUCUUUUGAUAAUAGUUUAUACUUCUAACAUUUUUGGGUAAAUUUACCAAAUAAGGCCACUUUAUAAUACUAUUGUGGAAUUUUAUGUGAGCAGAGUAAAUUCAGAUUUGCAGAACUUGAAAACACAUGGCACACCUGUUUAAGUGAUUUUCACAUCUAAGGUAUAUUGUGUGAUACGUUUUAUGAUUUUUGACUGUAUGUCUGCCAAUGUUAUGAAAUUACCAACUUGUUCUUGUCAACUUAGACAUUUUCAAACUACAUAUUCUUACUUUAGAAGAUGAAUGAUAAUGAACAAAUUACUGGUACCUGUAAUUGUUUCACUCUAUUAACAUGUGAACACAAGCAAUAUAGACUGAAACAAGCAGAAGACAUUUCGUACUUAUUUGGUGUUUUUGUAGAAGUAUGUGUGACACUCGGUUGUCAUGGAGUCUCUGAAUGUUUUUUUGUAUGGUGUUGACAUCAUUCAAAUUGUAUGUGGUUCAUCAUGGUAUGAACUUGGUGUAUGCAUUUUAUGUGCAAGUGACAAAUCUGGAGCUGGUAGCUUGACUCCUCUAGCAGUAAGCUUACUACCAUAGACUUAGAGCAGAUUGCUGUCUUUUGGAUUUUAGAUUAAUUCUAAGGAUUUUUCUUGGUGUGUUACUAAAGAUUUUCUUACCUCAAAUAUUUUUUUCAUUUACAAAAAUAUUGUCAUUUUUUACAGAUAAUAAUUUUCCCCAGCAGUGUACGUUUUCUAUUUAAUGCACAUUUUACGGAUAUCUUUGUAUAUUAAGCUUUUUUGACAUGUAAGAUGCAUUUCAGAAUUUUUCUUGGUGUGUUGCUAAAGAUUUUCUUAACAUGAAUAUCUUUUCUUCUUUGCAAAACUACUGUUAACUUUUCAAGAUAAUUGUUUUCUAUUUAUAGCAUGCAUAUUUAUUUCUGGUUUUGUAUGUUUUCUAUUUAUAGCUUGCAUACUUUUUUCCGGUUUUGUAUGUUUUCUAUUUAUAGCAUGCAUACUUUUCCGGUUUUGUAUGUUUUCUAUUUAUAGCAUGCAUACUUUUUUCAAUUUAAUGACACUUGCUACAAACAAAAUUUGAAAAACAAGGGGUAAAAAUCAAAAUUUGAUAUUUGGUUUUUAUUUUAUAAGAAAAUGAAUAUCGUCGACUGACCAUUUUCGGUGACCUUAGUGAUAAACCACGAUUUUCUCAUCAGUCACUUAGAUUAAAUAAAUAGACAAGACAUCUACCUUUAAAGUAAUUAAAUUCCUUUACUUUGAUCGGAAAAUUCCAAAUCCAUUGGUACGUUAAUUGAAUAGAUUUUUGUAAUAAAAAACAUGUCACUUUGUGCUCCUAAAAUGUUGACGUCACCUAUUUCGGUGACCAUUGUUAAUAUAGGUUUAUCAAAAGUUUGUAACUGUUAAAACGUAUAUACAGGAGGAAUGUGCAACUAAAUGUCAAUUGAUAAAAUAACAUUGUGUAGAAUUCUAGACUUUUGGUAUGCUUUAUAUUAAUUUGAAGGUUUGCUUGAAAAAGUAAUAAGUAAAUGGGCUUAUUUUUGGGGUGCCCAUGUUGAUUUUUUGCAUACUCUCCUUCGAGUAGUUCAUUUUCAGAAAAAAAUUGAAGACGUGCUCUGUGUAUGUUUACCAACACUGGCGAAAUUGAUGACAUAAUCAACACCUGGAAACGACAACGCGCACAUGUAAACAAAAGGUCACCGAUUCUGGUCAGUCACUGAAAUAGGGCAGUCAAUGAUACAAUUUAUGAUGUGGAGUGUAGUUCAUUUCCAUGAUUUCUCAAUUAAGUCCAAAACAGGGGUAAAAUUUGUAUAGAGUUAUUCAUGUAUUUUCAUUCAAACUUUACAAAUUUACAAGUUUAACAGGAAUUUAAGAUUUGUAUUUAUCACAAUCAAACUACAGAAUGUAAGCCAAAUAAUGUAUACUAGAAUCAACCCAUGCAUCCAUUGUUUUGUUUGUAUCGAGUGUCCUUAAAGCGUGAGUUGUUUAUGUGUUUGUGAAGCUUUUGUGAGUUGUGAGACGCAGUGAUUACAUGUUCAGAUAAUGCCUGUCGUAUUUGUCGUAUCCCAUCUUAUACUGAAGUCAGAAUAGUACUACAGUGUUGUAUGGUACUGUGGUACUAGUACACAGUGUAGAAUGCAGGUAUUAACUGGAAACAACUGCUACUUCUUCAUGUGGAUUACAAACAUGUGCAUACCAUAUUGGAUUUACUGUAGGUAUGUUUACUAGCAUUAUUUUGUCAGGGCUUCUUUGUUAAGUCUGAAUAUUGUAUUAUUUUGGAAAUAGUGUUGGAAGGGGGGUGUAACUAGGUAAAAGAAUAUUUAGGUCAGAGACGAGCUUCAGUAUGCAAGUCAAAAACUGGUGUAAAUUUAUUCUUCAAAGAAAUUAAUUCUCGGAUAAUUUAUUGGAAUUGCAUGUUUUGAUUAUUUCAUGCAUAUCUAGAUUUGGGGACUAUAGUUUUAAAAUACAUUAUUUUUAUAUACUUUACUUAAUCAGAAGGGGGGAGGGGGUUCCAUGCAUACAUUUUGAUUAAUUCUGUCUUUCUCAUGGCAGGCCCAUUGACAUUUGAUGUGUCUGAAUGUAUGCAUUGUGAUUGUAUAUUUAUACUGUUUAUGUUUAUCUCAGUCUCUCUGUAUCCAUUCAUCCAUAGAGCUGUUGUGUGUUUUUACUAUUUGGCCCUUGGAUUUUUCCAUCAGUCGAUGUUUCCGUUUGUGUCCAACAUCGGUAUGUCUGAAGUCUGUUUGUGUGAUUAUAGAAGUGACAUUGUUGUUGACGUAAUUCUUGCAAACUUAAUAAAAUUGUGUCCUCAGAAA